GACGUCUUCUCUGUCCACAUAGCGCAGCGCCUCCUCUUCAAGCUACCAUGAGAGCUCUCUCCGCAUCUUCAAUGCUAAUUUGAUUCACUCUAACGAUAUAGCUCCUAUUACCAACUAACAGUUUAUUAAUCCUUCACAUAUUUGCAACAUGACGACCCUCGGCCAGACCAUCUACGUCUACAACUCGCAACUCGGCAAAUUCACCCAUUACCAUGCAGCAAACGAGGAGAGUAGACAUCAAAGCGCGAUCGGACCCGCGCUCCCUGCCCUCGGCCAUGCGACAUCAGGCGCUGCGGGAACCGCCAUAUCGAAACUCGUAACAUAUCCGCUCGAUCUUAUAAUCACGCGUCUUCAAGUCCAGAAGCAGCUUCAACCCAGUGAUACGCAUACACACUACGAUGGUUUCCUCGAUGCGAUCGAGAAGAUAUACGAGAGGGAAGGAGGCCUGAAAGCGUUCUACAGCGGAGCGCUGCACGAGACGGCCAAGGGGGUCGUGGACAGCUUCUUGUUUUUCCUUGCAUACUCGUACAUGAGGCAGAACAGGCUCAACGCACAGGGCGGGCGAAAGAACUUGGGAGCCUUUGAAGAGAUCGGGGUUGGUAUGGUGGCAGGCGCGUUUUCAAAGUUUUUCACGACGCCUAUACAACAGAUCGUCACGAGGAAGCAGACAGCGGCCAUGACUAAGAAUGAAUCAGCAAACGAUAUCCCACCACUGUCUAGCACGAAGGACAUUGCGCGCGGGAUCUACCGAGAGAAGGGCCUGGAAGGGUUUUGGUCAGGGUACUCGGCCAGCCUCAUCCUGACGCUCAACCCCUCGAUCACCAUGUUGCUACACAAGACUCUUCUGAGACUCUUCGUUCCUCACGCAAAGCAGGAUAACCCUGGUGCGCGUAUCACAUUCCUUGUAGCCGCAAUCAGCAAGGCAAUGGCAUCGACACUCACGUAUCCGUUCUCCCUGGCAAAGACACGAGCACAGGUGUCUUCACAGAAGCCUUCGGCAACUACUGGGGAGACAUCUGAGAUGGAUAAGUCAGGGAAGUCAUUGGGAUCAAGAACUGCUCGAGUACGACAACGCACCGUCUUCAGCACAAUCUUCCGCAUUGCACAGACUGAAGGCCUGUGGGGAUUAUAUCAGGGUCUUGGACCAGAAGUCCUGAAGGGGUUUUUCUCCCACGGCAUCACAAUGCUGAUGAAGGAUCGAAUCCAUGCGGUCAUCAUCAACCUGUAUUAUGUCGUCCUCCAGUCGCUGGAGAAGGCUCCUCGACCAGAGGAGAUUGCAAAGACUGCUUCAGAAAAGGUCCAGGACGUUUACGAGCAAGGAAAAGAGCAGGCAGGAGAGGCGUAUGCAAAGAGCGCUGAAGUAGUAGAGCAGGCGGUGGAGAAGGCCAAAGAUGUUGUAGCGGAAGGCUCGCACCAGGCACAGGGACUGGUAGAGACAGGCAAGGAGCAGGCUGGCGAAGUAUACGCAGAGGGCAGCCAGGCAGCAGAAAACGCCUCGUCGACUGUGCAAGAUGCUGCAGCGAGUGGGUCGCAACAGGCCAGCGAUCUGGUGGAGAGUGGGAAAGAGGUAGCGAGCAAGGCAGUAGAGCAGGCGAAAGAUGCCCUAUUAAAGGUUGACAUAAAGAACAUCAACGGGCCUGUCACGGGUGGUAAAAACUAAUGGGCUACGAAUCAGUGUAAUAACGUUCAUGGUCCAGAUCGUACAGAUGGUCGGGUUUUUUGUUUAAAAAGCAUAUAUCUGGGGAGGGGCGCAAAGGGUAUUGGGCUGCAUAGGUGGAUCGUUUUAGUACUGUGUAAUAUUGUGCAAUUUCAAGCGCUGU
Messenger RNA from Dothidotthia symphoricarpi CBS 119687, 1820 nucleotides. RefSeq names its product mitochondrial carrier. The transcript has 2 exons. NCBI's taxonomy places the organism in Eukaryota, Fungi, Ascomycota, Dothideomycetes, Pleosporales, Dothidotthiaceae. The coding region runs from base 149 to 1660 and encodes 503 amino acids. The record is from RefSeq and is a predicted model, not a curated record.